AUGACUGCUCUUGUACGUGCUGAACAUCUGGGUUCUCUGCUUCGGCCGCGAGAAUUGCUGGAAUAUCCCAACGUGGCCAGCGAACAGACAAAACGACAGCAACUGGAGGAUGACGAAAUCACCAAAGUGAUCGAGAAGCAGCUCGACUUGGGCUUUGCGUCCAUCACGGACGGUGAAUACAGACGGUCUUUAUUCUGGGGAUCUUUCUUCGAAGGCCUCGAAGGCUUCGACCAAGUGCCGUUUGACGAGAAGGUUCUCCGCACGUAUUUCCCCAGCAUCAAAGCCCUUUUGGAAUCCGGAUACCGUCCAGGAGGUUCGCUUUUGUGCACCGGCAAGAUCAAACAUCCGGGGACCAACAGCAGCCACCGUCGCGAAUUCGAAGCCUUGAAGAGAUUGGUGCCGACGGAGGAUAUUCCCAAGAUCAAAUUGACCAUUCCCGCUCCGAGUUGGUAUCAUAUGCGAUUUAAGCACGGCCAGGCAUAUCUCCCGGGUGUGUAUCCAUCGGAUAAAGAGUAUUUUGCCGAUUUGGCCGUGGUGUAUCAGACGGAGUUGCGUGAUUUAUAUGAUGCCGGGUUGAGACGCGUCCAAAUAGACGAUCCGCAGCUGUCUUAUUUCUGCUCUGACGAAAUCACUGAAAGCUGGCGAAAUGACCCGAUCGAUAAGGCCCAAGACCCCGACGAACUGCUUGAUGGGUACAUCCAAUGGUACAACCAGUGUUUGAGUCAAGUCCCACCCGACAUGCACAUCGGCAUUCACAUCUGUCGAGGCAACUUCACAGACGGUCGGUACUGGUCAAGCGGUGGCUAUGACCAGAUUGCCAGCAAGCUGUUCAAGUAUCUCAACGUCAACACCUACUACUUGGAGUACGAUUCCCCACGAGCAGGCGGUUUUGAACCUCUCGGCGACCUUCCUUUGGACAAGAAUGCCAUUCUGGGCGUAGUGACGACCAAGUCAGCAGAGUUGGAGGCAAUUGAAGAGCUUCGUGAGCGAGUCUUGGGAGCAGCGACUGUUAUUGCCAAGGGCAACAAUGUCUCUGUGGAGGAGGGACUGCAGCGGUUGGGAGUCAGUCCGCAAUGCGGGUUUGCGAGUCACUGUCGGGAGGAUCGUCUGACGAGGGAGGAGAUGUGGGCGAAACUGCAGCUGGUGCGGACAUUGGCUGAUUCGAUUUGGCCAGGGGAGGCUUGA
Aspergillus wentii DTO 134E9 is the source of this 1185-nucleotide messenger RNA. Its product is annotated as cobalamin-independent methionine synthase II family protein. The record is from RefSeq and is a predicted model, not a curated record. NCBI's taxonomy places the organism in Eukaryota, Fungi, Ascomycota, Eurotiomycetes, Eurotiales, Aspergillaceae. The transcript is spliced from 3 exons. Gene Ontology annotation, molecular function: 5-methyltetrahydropteroyltriglutamate-homocysteine S-methyltransferase activity; zinc ion binding. The coding region runs from base 1 to 1185 and encodes 394 amino acids.